AUGGAUGUCACCAAGAGCAACGUCGAGGGAAGACAACUCCUCACUUUGGCUUCAAUUCUCCCUGCAGUGCGACCGGCUCUAGUGGCUUUUGGGGCAUCUCAUGGCGGGCAGCCCCGCUGGACCAUGGCGCUGCACGCGUUUUACCCCAAAGUCCUGUCCCCGGCUUCUCAACUUGGCUCUAGAGCGUCCUUCGGAGGGUCUCGAGACGCCAGCCCGCGUGCGCUCCACGCUCCACCGCCCCAGGGUCGGCCCAAUGGCGAUGGACGGGCUGGUCCAGAGCCGGAUCCAGAGGGCCUGAGCCAGCGCGAGCCAGCGCGAGCCAAACCGAGCCACUGCCACCCCCCCAGCCAGCGCGGUACCGGUACCUUGUACUGUCCUGUAGUGGUUGCGCCUCAGCACCUCCAGCGGACGCAAGGCUCUGGGACCCCCCCGAAGCAACGUCCGGUUCGGUCCUAUCGCUGCUGUCCCGUGCCUGGAAACUCCAUCGUCUCCCCAUCUUCAUCUGCACUGCUUCUCCAGCACCUGCUGCGAACCGGCGUCAUCAUCGCUGCUGCGAACCGGAAACCCUGGACCUCGGCCUUUGCUCGCCUCUCUCUCCUCCUCGCAUCCUCUUCCUCUUCUUCCUCCUCCGGUGCCUUUUGUCUUUGUCUGUGUUCUCGCUCCCCUCCCGGCGAAUCUGCGACUCGAUGCGUAGGUGCUGGGCUGGAUGAUGCCAUGGCUGCCUUCAACUCCAUGCCGGCCAUGCCUGCUGCCCCUACGGCGCCCAACGAUGCGAUGGGGUUGAAUCACGGUCCGCCUCCGCCCAUGGGAAUGGAUUCCUUUGAUCCCGAACUCAACUUUCACGAGUCUCUACUCGACGGCAGCGCGCUGGCACCUCUACCGUUCACGCCUUCGUACGAGUUCGACAACUUCGUCACCACCUUUGAAGAUCCUUUUUCUUAUUCGUCUCGCCCGUUCGAGCCCAUCACCAACCAGGAUGCCGCGAACGACGAGGCAUCUCCCCAGGAGCUCGACAACAAGCUCCUGGGCUUCUCUGACCCCAUCAUGCAUGCGACCAUAGUGGAUGAGGCGGGAGCGUUUGCCGACCUGAACAUGACGGCGGAGCUAUACGGCAUGUUCUUCGUCGCCGAGGAUGUGUUUGGCGGGGAGAAUUCAGGCCGUCCGCUAGAGUUGACGUGCUACCGUCGGAACCUGUGGCAAUGCUCAGGGCAAAUUACCUUGCCCCGAGCCGUGAACAACGUUAUAGAUGAACAGGGGCGCCAGACGGCCAUUACGGAGCUGUUCGCGUCCAUCACGGGCUUGGAAUCGAUCGAAGGGAAAGCCGCCGAAAUCAUCACAAUACCGUGGAAAGGCGCAAAUCCUCAGUUGGAAGAGGCCAAGAUCGCAUCUGCUCCUCCCAAUUUGACUCUUGACCUAAGCAUUGGCCGAGAGAUUGAUGCCAACAGAGUCUCUCUGCCCGUCUCCUGGAAGAGACUGCAAUUCAAGCACGCCACCGCUAACAACGGCCGGCGGAAGGGAUUGCAGCAGCAUUAUGUAGUCCAGAUCAAUCUGCUGGGCAGGACCAAGUCGGGAGAGAUUAUCAAAAUCGCCGAGGCCCAAUCCGGCCCGGUCAUUGUUCGAGGGCGAAGCCCGCGGAACUUUGACAGUAGAAAGGACGUGCACCUCACCAGUGAUAAGAAGCUGGAGAGGAGAAACACAAACAGCACGGACAAUCCCACUCCCAAGGCGGAGAGAGACAAUUUGCUGGCUUCCCUGCCAAGAUACCCAUCUUCGAAUGGAAAUGAAUGGACCACUCCGCAGGCUGCACCACAGCCCAGCCAGAGUCCGCACCCAGCGAAACGCAUGGCUCUGUCUCCUACAGUUUCUCUUCCACCGGUCCCGGCAUGGACGACAGAGAACCCCGUGGGCAAAGGCCCUCCUCCGAACCAUCGAAAUUCCUUCUCACGACCGCCCAAUCCCACGGUCCCCAUCACCCUAUCGCUAUCAGAGGACGAAAGGAGCCCCAACAGAUCAAGUGCUGAGCUGCAGAGCCCACAGCUAUCCAAAGCCUACCCGGCGAAUGGCCAAAACGCCAGCAACAGCCCGGCUGAGGAAGCGGAUCCUCUCUACGAAUACUUUCCCCUUAGUGUUGAUGACUGGAUGCCACCAGUCGAUGCUGUAUAUAGGCCGCACAUAGUCCACCACACCAUUGCGCCGCCAGAAUUCAAGGCCCAGCAGAUAGGCCGAAAGGUGAAGCGCUACUUCACCGCCGAUUAG
Messenger RNA from Trichoderma aggressivum f. europaeum, 2256 nucleotides. RefSeq lists its product as uncharacterized. Gene Ontology annotation, molecular function: DNA binding; DNA-binding transcription factor activity. The record is from RefSeq and is a predicted model, not a curated record. Gene Ontology annotation, biological process: meiotic cell cycle; positive regulation of transcription by RNA polymerase II. Gene Ontology annotation, cellular component: nuclear chromosome. NCBI's taxonomy places the organism in Eukaryota, Fungi, Ascomycota, Sordariomycetes, Hypocreales, Hypocreaceae. The transcript is spliced from 5 exons. Bases 1 to 2256 code for a protein of 751 amino acids.